Messenger RNA from Austrofundulus limnaeus, 1693 nucleotides. RefSeq names its product phosphoribosyl pyrophosphate synthetase 1B (gene prps1b). Gene Ontology annotation, cellular component: ribose phosphate diphosphokinase complex; cytoplasm. NCBI's taxonomy places the organism in Eukaryota, Metazoa, Chordata, Actinopteri, Cyprinodontiformes, Rivulidae. The record is from RefSeq and is a predicted model, not a curated record. Gene Ontology annotation, molecular function: ATP binding; ribose phosphate diphosphokinase activity; magnesium ion binding. Gene Ontology annotation, biological process: 5-phosphoribose 1-diphosphate biosynthetic process; purine nucleotide biosynthetic process; ribonucleoside monophosphate biosynthetic process.
GCCGUCAUCCCCUGCUUCCCUUAUGCCCGGCAGGACAAGAAGGACAAGAGCCGCGCUCCCAUCUCUGCCAAGCUGGUGGCCAACAUGCUGUCUGUGUCAGGCGCAGAUCAUAUUAUCACCAUGGAUUUGCAUGCCUCACAGAUACAGGGUUUUUUUGAUAUUCCUGUUGACAACUUGUACGCAGAGCCAGCUGUGCUGAAGUGGAUCAAAGAGAACAUCCCAGAAUGGAAAAACUGUAUCAUUGUGUCACCUGAUGCAGGAGGAGCCAAGAGGGUCACCUCAAUCGCAGACAGGUUGAAUGUGGAUUUUGCUCUCAUUCACAAGGAAAGGAAAAAGGCAAACGAGGUGGACCGCAUGGUCCUCGUGGGAGAUGUGACGGAUCGGGUUGCAAUUCUAGUGGACGAUAUGGCUGACACAUGCGGGACAAUCUGCCACGCUGCUGACAAAUUAAUCUCUGCUGGUGCCACCAAAGUAUAUGCCAUAUUGACACAUGGCAUCUUUUCUGGCCCUGCCAUUUCACGCAUCAACAACGCGUGCUUUGAAGCUGUGGUGGUCACCAACACAAUCCCUCAGGAGGAGAAGAUGAAACACUGUUCGAAAAUACAGGUUAUAGACAUCUCCAUGAUCCUUGCAGAGGCCAUCCGCAGAACUCACAACGGGGAAUCUGUUUCUUAUCUGUUUAGCCACGUUCCUCUGUAACACCACCAUGUGUUGUCGACUCCGGGAAAAAAAAGAAGAAGAGGACAUUCCCCUAAACUUUACCAUCAGCAAAGAUGUUCUACUAAUAUAUGAUGGCAAAUAUAGAAAAAAAUGCCAUGUUUGUUACUAACACUGCCCCCAUUUUCACUCAAGUCCCUCCCCAAAGAGGUCUUUUCUUUAUGUUUUUGGCGCCAAAGCAAGUGAGCUAAUACUUACAGACUGGCAUAUUUAUUGUGUAUGAAUUAAUAUGUACCCACAGUGAAUUUUGUCUUUGUUUUAAUGAAGUUUAACUCGCAGCGUUUCUCCUGAUCGUUUGUAGUUUCUCCUCAAAAGUCAUUUUUAUCUGUUGUCAAGGAGUUGAUUCGUUGCAGGUGUCAAUGCUCAGGAGAUGUACUCAAUGUGUAAAAUUGUUACAUGGCUUUUUGUUACAAUGAUUGUGUGUAGUUUUUGUUUGUUUUUUAAGUUGCUCUGCUAUCUUCUGCUGUUAAAGAUUACAGUUAAUAGACUGAAUGUGUAUUUAUCUAGUUUACGGUGCCACUGAAGCUCCACUCAAACACGACGAGUGCCUCAAAAGUCUGAAAUUAAAGUAAGUUUUCCUCGUUUCCCCCACCACACACCCGACAUCCCUUGAUUUGAAAUAACUUGUUUCUUAUUUCAGACUGUAAACGAUGUAUAUUUCAUUGAAUGUUUUCUUUCAACUCUUGAGGUGCCCCCAUUGAGUGGGAUGUGCUCAGUGUCUGAAGAAAAAAAAAGUUUCCUUUCAGAGUCUAAAAUGAAAAGAUGUCUGUGGAGAAGCUGUUUUUAAAAGCAUGAGGUCUCUGCAGGCUGGAGCUUCCUUCACGAAUGUUCACCUGCUAUUCUCGUCUUACUUUAAUGUCCAAGUUUUUUUUUGUUUUGUUUUGUUUUGUUUUUUCGUUUCUUUUACGGUAGAAUCGAAUGCACCAGUUGUUCGAAGACGCAUUCUUAAUAAAUUUAAAAAUGUGUCAAAUUUAAA